Molecule: messenger RNA, 906 nt
Organism: Linum tenue
Lineage: Eukaryota; Viridiplantae; Streptophyta; Magnoliopsida; Malpighiales; Linaceae
Source: the annotation of a GenBank genome assembly
AUGGGUACUUCCCUUGUCACCAGGGAGGUUGGUGUGAUAUAUAUUGAGAUGUUUAGGUCUCAUCCGAACUCGGUCACCGCGCCGCAGCGGGGGUGGUUCUGUAGAAAUAACGCCGGGUGUAACUUUGUCUCGGCUCACUGGAAAGAAGUUGGCAACAUCAUUCCCUGUGAUCACGAUGACAGUGAUGAAGGAACGAAUGAGUCAUUAUCCUACGACGACCUGAUGUUCUUCGACGGUCAGGCAGAGAUCGAAGGAAGGGAGGCCCUGACCAAGCUGGCCCAGCACCUCGCUCGGCUGCGACUGAUGGUGAGCCCACAAGGGCACUGUUUCCAGGAUGUCACCGAAUUGUGGGAACACAAAGACUUUGGAAUUCACUAUCUCCAACUGAACGAUCUUUUCAACUGGCCCUUUCAUGGGGUCAGCAUAGCGGGCCUCACCACGUGGCCAUGCUGCUUAUUGAAAUACACCAUGCCGAGUCGGGCGAAGCAGCUUGCCACGACGGUGACCACAAGAGGGGUGAGCAAGGAGAAGUACGAGGAGAUGAAGAGAACGGUGAAAAAGAAGGAGGAGGACCUGGAGAAGCUGAGGGAAGAGAUGGAGGAACAAGACGAUGAGCUUCAGAAGCUGAAGGAGGAGAUGGAGGGGGCGAGUGAAAAGCACGAGGCGGAGCUACGAGAUCUGGAGACGAAGAAGGACGAGGAGCUGCGAAGGCUGGCGAAGAUAAAGAAAGACGAACUCGAGACGCUGAGGAAAGAGAAGGCCGAACGCCACGAGCUGGAGCAGCAACGUCGCAAGCAAUCGUGGGCGAUAACAGCCACGACACGAUACUUUUUGAACGACACGGUUCUCAAGAGCAGAAGGCAGCCGGUGCCAUUGGCGCCUCCACGUGGUUCCCGACGACAAUAG